AUGGAUCGUUUGAAAAAAUUUCUCACUGAAAAGAAAGUUAACAAAAACUUCAAAAAAGCUGGAGCUGGUUAUCGUCUUACCGACGAUAGUUCAUCGGCUGUUACAACGCAACCAGUUACUGCUCAGCAGCAAACAUCACAAAUGGUACCAGCGGAGCGUAUAGCCACAGCUGAUAUUGCAGCACAGGCAGCUUAUAAAAGAAUGAACUUAGGUGCAACCCAAGAAUCGUUAACACAAAGGAAUAUACGCAUGCGGGCCCUUAAAGAAAUGGAGAAGGAAAAGAAGGAACGUGAAGGAUGUGCUAAUGAUAAAAUGGAUGUUGAAAUAAGGACUCAUGUAAUUGAUGAGCGUGAAUUUGAACACUCUGCUGCUGUCAGUGGCGUUUAUUUUACUUGUGACCUUCUUGGAGACGACCUGCAGUUAACGAAAAAUGAAAUGCGGAAAAAAGUGGAGAUUUUUUUGCGAACGCAGUUAGCUGAUGAUCCACUAGUUGCAUCAACGUUAAUGAUUUUCUCUUUAAAUGGUCCCGACAAAAGGCAGAAUGCUUCAGAAACAAUUCAGAAAUAUCUCAAGAAUCUUAUCGAAUCUCCAGAUGAAAGCAAAUAUCAUCGUAUACGAAUAAACAAUAAGAUUUUCCAAGAGCGGGUUUCUUGUGCUAACGGUGGAAAAGAAUUUUUGAUGGCUUGUGGUUUUGAAGAAAAAGAUCUCAUUAAUAAUGAUCAGCAAGAGCCUUUCUUAGUAAUACCGGACAAUAAAGCAAUGGAUACAUAUUCGUUGAUACAAGCUUUAGAAAUUUUGCAAACUGGUCAAGCUGUCCCCUUGAAACUGUCUCGCAAUGCUGCUGUAUAUAAACUUGAAGCAAAUCAAGUCAUAACAAAUCCACAGUUGCCUCGUGACUUCUUUGAUUUAGACUUCGCUGAGAUUAAACGGGAACAACAACGUAGAGAAGUUGACGUUGAGAAGUUUGCGACAUUAAGAACUCGGGAAAUGCGUGAAAAGGACGAAUUGAUGCGUAGCUAUCGAUACAACUAUACCUUGAUUAGGAUUAGGUUCCCAAAUCGUUUUCUCUUGCAGGGUACAUUUGGAUGCCAUGAACCUUUUUCUGCUGUACACAAUUUCGUUGAGGAACAUUUGGCACCAAUUGAACCAAUGUUAUUUGUUUUGAAAGAUCCGGUAUCUGGAAAAGUAAUCAGUGAUGAUACGAAGACUCUGAACGAGUUGAAUCUCCUUCCAGCUGCUGUUUUACACUUUGAGUGGGAUUUCGAUAUUCAAGUUGAAUUAAUGAAGCUUGGACGAGAGGUUCAUUAUCUGGAUCAGCGUUUUAUCGAAACUGCAGAACCAUUUGCUGUGAUAUAG
Molecule: messenger RNA, 1356 nt
Organism: Brugia malayi
Lineage: Eukaryota; Metazoa; Nematoda; Chromadorea; Rhabditida; Onchocercidae
Gene: Bma-ubxn-6
Product: UBX domain-containing protein 1, putative
Exons: 9
Coding region: 1-1356 (451 amino acids)
Cellular component (GO): cytoplasm
Molecular function (GO): protein binding
Source: RefSeq, a predicted model, not a curated record